Meloidogyne enterolobii is the source of this 340-nucleotide messenger RNA. NCBI's taxonomy places the organism in Eukaryota, Metazoa, Nematoda, Chromadorea, Rhabditida, Meloidogynidae. The record is from the annotation of a GenBank genome assembly.
UUAUAUUUUUUGUGUGUUUGAUGGAUCCUCUUGCUUAUAAGGAAAUGUGUUUAAUUUUUUGCUUAUCCCUCCCCCCCUCUUCCUCCCUCCCCCUUCCCCUCCCCCUCUUCCUUCUACUUUACAUAAAUGUGCCAAACAAAACGAAUACCUUUUUCCCUUCACUUAAUAUACAUAUUCAUUUCCUCCUUAAUUUUAUAUGCUAAACUAGAAUAUAAAUAUUUAUCCUAUCCCUCCAGGUCUAAUUUAUUUAGCAAUUUAUUUAGCUGAAACUGCGUGUUUUUUAAAGGCAGACAAAAGUUUCCAGUUCUCCGUCCUAGUUGAUAAAACAAAAAAAAUUAAA